CUUCUCAACUGAUGACGUGUGCUUUGCACAAAAAUCCCCUUGUUUUCAGUUUCACAAUAAAACCGGAUAAAGGUAUUCCUCUAUAAACCGAGGGUAUUUUUGUGUGGAUUGUGUCUUGAAACAUAAAGGAAAAUGGAAACAUUGUACCAUCAAACAAAUAAGCAAAUCCAGGAGGUGCAGUCGCUCAUGGGACGCCUGGAGAACACAGAUCGUCAGUCUGUCCACUUGUUGGAGAACGAGCUGCAGGCCAGAAUCGACCAGAUCUUCAGCCAUUUGGAACGUCUGGAAAUCCUGGCUAGCAAAGAACCGCCAAACCGGCGUCAGAACGCCAAACUGCGGGUAGACCAGCUGAAGUAUGAUGUUCAGCACCUCCAGACGGCGCUGAGGAACUUCCAGCACCGUCGCUACUCACGAGAGACCCAGGACCGAGAGAGGGAGGAGCUCAUGAGUCGUACCUUCACCACCAACGAUGCAGACACCUCCAUCCCCAUAGACGAGACGUUGCAGUUAAACUCCAACCUGAACAACGCACACAGAGGCAUGGACGACCUCCUGGGCAGCGGCAGCAGCAUCCUCACCGGACUCCGGGACCAGAGGGGGACGCUCAAGGGGACCCACAAGAAGAUGCUGGAUGUGGCCAACAUGCUGGGUCUGUCCAACACGGUGAUGAGGCUGAUCGAGAAGAGGGCCACCCAGGAUAAGUUCAUCAUGAUUGGAGGGAUGCUGCUCACCUGUGUGGUCAUGUUCCUGGUGGUCAAGUACCUGGGCUGACCAUGACCGCAACUGCCACCACAGUUUUGCGUUGGUCUUGGACAUUUUUGCACAGUAAGCCCAUAAGAUACGUGAACGGUGAUAAAAUAGGCUCGUCUUCUAAUCGGAGAGCUCCCUGAAAGUAUUGUUUUCCGAUCGGAAGGCGAGGAAUUAUCCCUCUUUUAAUUUCCAUGGGUUUUGUCACCCACUUCUAUUUCAACCACUCUUUGUUUGCACCAGGUAAAUGGGUGUUAAGCAAGACAUAUACACUGAGUGUACAACACAUUAAAGAUGCCUUCCACCUUUU
Oncorhynchus nerka (sockeye salmon) is the source of this 1057-nucleotide messenger RNA. RefSeq names its product Golgi SNAP receptor complex member 2-like. The record is from RefSeq and is a predicted model, not a curated record. Bases 133 to 771 code for a protein of 212 amino acids. Gene Ontology annotation, biological process: vesicle fusion; intra-Golgi vesicle-mediated transport. Lineage: Eukaryota; Metazoa; Chordata; Actinopteri; Salmoniformes; Salmonidae. Gene Ontology annotation, cellular component: Golgi apparatus; ER to Golgi transport vesicle membrane; endoplasmic reticulum membrane. Gene Ontology annotation, molecular function: SNAP receptor activity; SNARE binding. The transcript is spliced from 6 exons.